Dryobates pubescens (Downy woodpecker) is the source of this 1547-nucleotide messenger RNA. RefSeq names its product aprataxin (gene APTX). Bases 183 to 1220 code for a protein of 345 amino acids. The record is from RefSeq and is a predicted model, not a curated record. The transcript is spliced from 8 exons. NCBI's taxonomy places the organism in Eukaryota, Metazoa, Chordata, Aves, Piciformes, Picidae. Gene Ontology annotation, molecular function: protein binding; DNA 5'-adenosine monophosphate hydrolase activity; single-strand break-containing DNA binding. Gene Ontology annotation, cellular component: nucleus. Gene Ontology annotation, biological process: single strand break repair; double-strand break repair.
UCGCGGUGCGCAUGCUUUGGGCGGGCUGAGGCCCUCGGCGGGGUGGCCGAGUGGCGGGCAGCGUUUCCGGCCGCGCCGUCUGCGUGUCGCGGAGCAGCAGCUGUUGUCUUGCUUUACGCCUAUUUAGCGGGCCCUACCCCUGUGCCUUGCAGGGGAGAUACCGGGUUGCAGGCGGCAUAGUGAUGCUUGUAUGCUGGCUUGUGGGGAAGGAGGAAUGCAGUCAGAGAAUGAAGCUGCCACACCUGGAAGCCGUGGUGAUUGGUCGUGGCCCAGAGACUGGGAUAACUGAUAAGAAGUGUUCACGGCAGCAAGUUCAGUUAAAAGCAGACUGCAACAAGGGAUAUGUUACAGUUAAGCAGAUAGGAGUCAACCCAACUAGUGUUGACCUUGUGAAUAUUGGCAAGGAUGAAGAGGUGAAAAUGAAGCCAGGCCAAGUGCUGUAUGUUGUGAAUAAACUUUACCCCUUCAUGGUGGAAUUUGCUGAAGAGUCAGCGAAAACUGCUGCAGAAGCAGAAAACAAAAUGCAAACCAACAAGAUGCUGUGUGAGGACUCCUGUGAGGAUGAGGAUGUUGAGCUUGUGCCCAGAAAGAGAACGAAGACGGAGGUGGUGGGUACAGAAGGCAGCUCUGCAAAUCCCAAGCUAAGCAAACAGGAAGGAACUUCCAGCAAAAAGGAACAUUUAGGACACUGGAGUCAAGGACUGAAGAGCUCCAUGCAGGAUCCAGAAAUGCAGGUUUACAAAGAUGAAAAGGCCGUGGUCAUCAAGGACAAAUAUCCCAAAGCACGUUACCACUGGCUUGUCUUACCAUGGAAGCCCAUUCCAAGCCUGAAGUCAAUUACCAGGGACCACAUUGAACUGCUGGAACACAUGCAUGCAGUUGGGCAAAGAAUGAUUGAACAGUGCCCUGCCAGACAGAGUCUGGAGUUCAGACUGGGUUACCAUGCUAUCCCCAGUAUGAGUCAGCUGCAUUUGCAUGUCAUCAGCCAGGAUUUCGAUUCUCCAGCUCUGAAGACCAAAAAGCACUGGAACUCUUUCACUACAGACUACUUCUUGAACUCUGAAGAUGUGAUAGAGAUGGUCAGAAGCAAGGGGAAAGUGCUGGUAGGAGAUCACGUCUCUGAAUGUCUGAAGUUGCCCCUGAGGUGCCAUCACUGCAAACAACAGCUCUCCACUAUGCCAGAGUUAAAGGCACACCUCAUGAAACACAGGCCAAAAUGACUUUGCAAAAAAAAACCCCACCUCACAACCUGCCUGCAGAUUUCAGGCUGAAACAACAACCCUGGACUGUUAGUGGAGGUGUGGGGGGUUUGUUCACUGGCCUGGCUAAGGUGGGGAAAAGCAGCCAGGAAGCAGCAAGUGUACUUUUGAUACUUUGCAAUAGUUUAAACUACAUGAAAUAAAGUGACUUCUGAAAUCAAAGGGGAUGUGUGCAGCUUUGCUGUGGUCCUGCCACUCUCACCUGUGUCCACUGAGGGCUGGAGGGGGUGUUUUGUUUGGGUGAAAGGAUUUGUUCUGGGCUUCCCAGGUCAAGAGAGACAGAGAACU